AUGAUCAUCAUCUACGGCCUGGCCUACGGUCUCAUCUUCCUGAGCGCCAUCGUCGGCAACGUGAUGGUGAUCGUGGUGGUGGUGACGACCCCGUGCCUGCACACGCAGACCAACCUGUUCAUUGCAAACCUGGCCGUGGCGGAUGUCCUGGUGGCCAUCUUCUGCAUUCCGAUCACAUUCUUACACGAGAUCUAUUCAGGUAGGUCCGGGGUAAUCGAAGCUAGAAUAAUCUAUGAGGCAGGCCUGCGCAUCAUGCGGCCCGCCAUCACCCACCUUGCGGCCCGAGAAGUAACGAAAUAUUAUUUAUUCUUAUUAUUUUCUUCAUGGCUUCCCCCUUGUCCUAUUUUCUUUUGGCCCGCACAAGUCUUGUCCCUUUUUUUCUUUUGGCCCGCACAAAUUUUUCAUUACGUAUUACGGCCCGCCUUACAUUUUGAGUUGUGCUGGCCUGAUCUAAGGAGUCGGUUUGAUUUUUAUCAUAUAGCUGAAACUGGAAAGAAUGUGGGGAAGGGAAUUUAAAUAUAAAGCAAUUAGAGAAUACGAUGGUUUAUUAAUUAAUACUACGAAAUUUCUGCUUACCACAUAGGGGAGUCAAGGCGCUUGCCAAGGAGGGGCGUGCAAGCAGCUUCUUUUAAAAACUUAGCAGUAUAUUGUUCCCCCAAUUAUAGGGCCGCCCCCACCCCUUUUGGUAAUUUUCGCCUUGCCCUCCAGAGUAAACGAAAAGACGGAAUUGUGUUUACUUUUUAGGAACUGUAUGAAAGAAACUUGAUUGUGCUAUCAAUAACUUAUUAUUGACGUAAGUGGCAAAGCGAUUUUUUUUUUUAAAUUGCUAUUCUAAAAACCAUAGUAGCAAUUUUCCUGUUUUCCCAAUGCCAUGGAGCAGUGACAUGGAUAUUGAAAGAAAUAACGAAUUUAUAACUUUUUAUUUUAGUGUCUAGUUUAAUUUGUUUGGAUUUGCGUUAUUUUCACCUCAAUGGAUUAAUCUAUUUUUUUGGUAUUUUUAAUGAACGUCAUUUUACGUGAAAGAAAAACAAGUAACUCUGAUAUAGAUAGCUUACAAAUUUAUUGAAGUCAUUUUAAAAUGCUAUGCAGAUUGGCAUUUUUCUUAUAAUUUCUUUACGAAAUUUACUUGGUGAGGGGCAUUCUUUUUUUUUUAAAUGUAUUCAUUUACGAAGAUAAACAUGGCUGUAGUUUUCCUCACUCCAUGCAGGGAUAAUUUCCUCCUGGCGUUUUCAUAACGGAUCAUUGAUUUAAAUGGGUUGGAGAAGAACGGGGGCUGCUUAACUCCUGGUUCAAGGAUUAAAUAAACUUUUUUUAAAAAAACAGAGCACGUGAUUAGGAGUCCCAGCACGCCAUUGUUUACAGCAACAACAAAAAAACGAUCUAUUUUAAAGAAAAGAAACUAAAAGAUUAAAAGGUUGAACUUAAGUUAAAGUUUUGGGGUUUUUUAGUUUAGGAAUAUAAAUUAAUGGCAAGAGAACAGUUUGUAAAUGCCCUACACUCUAAAUCAUUCUAAUCGAAAUGGGUGGCCCGGUGGUCUAAACUGACUCAAUACAAAUAGCUGGUGGUCUGGAGUUCAAUCCCAAAGAAAUCCCAAGCACCCAAGGGUGGAUGACCCUCGUUAGCCUUGGACGGCGACUCUGAAUUCAAACCAGGAGCCAGAUGGUCAACAAACUGAUCGCGGGCUCUCAAGUAAAGGGGACAUUUAUAAUAAUGUGAAUAGAUCAGGAAGGGGACAUUUAUAAUAAUGUGAAUAGAUCAGGAAGGGGACAUUUAUAAUAAUGUGAAUAGAUCAGGAAGGGGACAUUUAUAAUAAUGUGAAUAGAUCAGGAAAGGGACAUUUAUAAUAAUGUGAAUAGAUCAGGAAAGGGACAUUUAUAAUAAUGUGAAUAGAUCAGGAAAGGAAACUGAAAUAAAGUGUUGACCCCUCGCAACAUUUAAAUGGUCGAGAUGACCAACCAUUUCCUAACCUUGCCAGACUGAAAUAGAUGAUGUCAGGAAUAUUUAUUUUUUUUAAACAACACUACAAUAGUGUCAAGAUCACAGCGUUUUAUGGAAAGUAGUUAUUUGAAUAGUACAAGGGCAGGAAUGUUUGAAUAGUGCAUGAAUAACUAUUUACCACGGAAGAAAUUUUUGAAUAGUAGGCCUACAUGAAUCAUUAUUGCCAGGGGAAGAAUAAUGAACAGUAUCUGAAUCAUUAUUAUUAGAAUUGCCAACAAACCGGCAAUUUACGAAAAUUCCGUAAAAAUGUUUCCUUAAAUGGUUAGUCCCUUGGAGUCUUUAAAAAAAUUGUGAAUGUUCGUCAAAAGUGAGAACUUGUAACAAGAGUUCGAAGUUUGGAUGUCUGCCUGAUUGUUUAGACUUGAAGUAUCAUCAUCAGAAUACAUUCGAAUUUGAUGAGAAUUUCAUCAAAUAAACUAUCACAAUAAAAUGUGCUCAUGCCUUAUGAUCAUAUGUAUAGUGAUAAAGACGUCAUAGACUCUAUUACGUACAGUGAUAAAGAAGUCAUAGACUCUAUGACGUACAGUGAUAAAGAAGUCAUAGACUCUAUGACGUACAGUGUUAAAGAAGGGACUAAUCAUAUAAUAUAUAUUCAUUAAAAUAUGUCCUUAAAAAAAUAAUCUUGUCCAGACGAAAAAAGUGUUGUGCUUUAGAAUAUGUUUUUUUCAGUAAAUGUUAUGUUAUUGAUAUUGGGGUUGGCAGCCCUGAGUGUUAUGCUAUUGGGUUGGGCAACCCUAAGUGUUAUGCUAUUGGGGUGGCAACCCUAAAUGUGUUAUGUUAUUAAGGUUGGCAACCCUGAGUGUUAUGUUAUUGGGGUUUGCAACCCUGGGUGUUAUGUUAAUGAGGUUACAAGAACAGCAAACAUUCACUUUGAUAUCUCGCCACCAAAUGGAUUAGGAAGACUAGAUUUUAGGUCACAGCAAAACUUAACAAGGAUGUAAAGAAAUACAUUAUAUUAAGGGUAUAUGCGGCCCCAUUGAUUGUAAAGGUGAAGCUGGCUUAUGUGGUAUACGCGCGUUAACACAAGACUCAGUCACCAACCACACCGCGACUCUAGCAGGGAGCAAGCUGGCUCGUCAAAAUUAUACAAUGGUGCCGCAAUGCUCGAGGGGAUCAAGAUUAUAUUGGUCGUGUCUGUUGUCUCUGCUUAGAAUAAUUGACAGCUUCCGAUUCCUAAGAGUGCUGUUAUUUGUUUUGAGCCCAAUACAGAUGACGUGGAGGAAUGAUAUGGAAAUGUCAACCUUGCAACACCAAAAAAAACUCAUUAUUUAAUGAGAAUGCAGAUUUCUGCCACCAGCUAGUGCUCAAGGGUUGUACAUUCCACACAAAACAAUAGUAUUAAAAAAAUAAACUUCAAAGUCUGUGUCAAAAAAUAUGUUGAUGCAAUGAGUUUUAUUUGAAUAAAGUAAACAAUGUGUUUACCUUUAUAGCCAGACUUUAUUUAUUUAAGGGCUUAGGUCAUGCUAACAGUUGUUUUCUGUCUCCCCGCUUUUCUUUAUAUGCUAUGACUACAAACGAGCGCAGCAACUUUAACAAAACAUUGGAUCGGAGGGUGGACAUUGGUGUUGUUUGUUUUUUAACGAAAUGUUAACAACAUGUGAUUUCGAAAUAUGUCAAUCUACGAUACGGCAAAGUGAAAAAGCUUAAAAUAUCUCUCUAAAUCUAAACUGAGCAGUUUAUCAAAUUUUAGCUCUCCAGCUCGGAGGGAGUUUUAAACACUGUCAUCUGUAAUUGAACGGAGAUUUGCUUGUGUACAAGACGCCCGCACAUAAGAUAAGACAUAUUCUACACGCAGACUUCAGAUUGAUACCUUUCAGUUCUGGUUUAUCUUUUGAAUUGAAAAUUACACGCUUUUUUGUACGUUAAAUAAAACGUUGUUUGUUUUUUUUUUUAAAUUACUAAAAUCUUCUAUAAGACUAUUUUGGUAUUUCUGAUGAUCCUUGCUCGCCACCUAACGAUGGCGGAGGCAACGCUAAAUUUGAUAGCUUAAAAAUUAUGUACACCUUUCAACGUGUGCAUAAAGUUCUCAGGGAUAUUUUUAUUUAAAAAUGUUCUACUCAUGUUCAAUCUCCAUAUUCUAUAGGCUGGCCGUUUGGACCCGUGCUGUGUAAAAUGACGCCUUAUAUUCAAGGGGUGGCGGUGUGUGUGUCGGUGUACAACCUGGCGGCCAUUGCGAUAGAUAGGUAAGACACGUAUACGCAAAAUCCUUUUCAAGCUCUUCAGAAUACACAUCUGGUUAAAAUAUUUGGAGCCAGGGCCUCCACUCAAUUUUUUUUUUAAUUCCCAUGAUUUGGUCAAAACAUUUCCUAAGAUUUCCCAAGAUCAUGAAAAUAUAUUAGAGGUUUUUUUUUUUAAAGGAUCUUGGGAUUUUUUUUAAAAAUGUGAGUUUUUGUCCUGAAUGGGGUUUGAAUUACCAAGAUCUUGGGAAAUUUCCCAAGGUGUGGCAGCCCUGUUUGGAGCUAGUUCAUCACACGGGUGUUCUUGUUGCUCAGAGCUGAUUAUUAUUUGUAAGCGAAUUUACGGGUAAUUGUCUUGUGCAUGUAAAAUUAAUAUAUUAAAUUAAAUAGUUGCAGGCUGCAAUUCUUCACAUCAUAGGCUAUACAAAAAAAUAAUGAGUCAAAGACUUGUUAUAGUUAUUUGUUAUUUCACGUUGUGUCAGCUGCACAUCAACCCCCCCCCUUUCCAACCCAUUUUCUCUAUCUCCUGGCAGAUUGCUCGCCAUUUGUUUCAACCCACAAAUGCGGAUCAUGAGACGCGGAGCUUGCCUCAUACUUGGCCUUAUCUGGGUCUUCUCCUUCGCCCUCAUGUUGCCCUGGCUCAUCUACUUCCAGCAGUUCGACCACGGCGCGGGGCAGCAGGCGGUGCCGGUGUGCCACGAGGUCUGGCCGAGCCUGCCCGCCCAGCAGGCCUACUUCUUCGUCGCCAUCUUCCUGGGAACCUACCUCCUGCCCCUGCUGGUCACGUUCUCCUGCUACCUCCUCAUCGCCUGGCGCGUGUGGCACAGGCGCGCCCCGGGCGUCGCCAUGGGAAACGGGGUCAUCAAGCACGGCAAACUCAACGUGAUCAAGAUGCUGGUCACCGUGGUGGUCAUGUUCACGUUCUCGUGGCUGCCUCUGCACACGAUGUACCUCAUUUUAUACUUCUCCAACGUGGAGACGGGAGUGAUCACAAGUAUCUUCGAGAUCGGAAUGCCGCUGGCGCACUGGCUUGAACUGAGCAACUCUGGCAUGAACGCUUUUAUAUACAGUUUCUUCUCUGGCAACUUCAGGAGGGGGUUCUUGCGUUUAUGGUACUGUCUGCGUGGGAAGACUAAGCCGCCGAGA
Messenger RNA from Lymnaea stagnalis (great pond snail), 5321 nucleotides. NCBI's taxonomy places the organism in Eukaryota, Metazoa, Mollusca, Gastropoda, Lymnaeidae. The record is from the annotation of a GenBank genome assembly.